GAUGGAAGCUGAUGUAGAAAUCAAAGCAUCUGCUGAAAUGUUCCAUGAUUUUUUUGGUGGCAGACCACACCAUAUGCCCAACGCUUCAGAAAAAUUACAAAGCUGUGAAUUGCAUGAAGGCCAAUUUGGAAAACAUGGCUCUGUUGUCUAUUGGAAUUACGUUCAUGAUGGAGUGCCUAAGGCUGCAAAGAACAUGGUGGAAAUAGAUGAUGCGAACUUGACCACUACUUAUACAGUAACCGAAGGAGACACUAUGAAGGAAUACAAGGAUUUCAAAUUUGUUGUUAAGGCUACACCUAAGGCUAAGGGCUGCACUGUUAAUUGGACCAUCAAAUAUGAGAAGUUGAAUGAAAAUAUUCCUGAACCUCAUUCUAUGCUUAAAUAUGUGAUCCAUGCAUCUCUCCAAAGACCUCGAUGAGCAUCUGACCAAAGCUUAAGCUUCCACUUUCAAGAAUCAAAUAAGCAUAUUAUAAAUAGAAUAAACCGUGCGCUAGCUGUUAUCAGCUGCUCGAUUGCACAUUUGCGAGUAUCGUACGUUGUACUAAUAUUUUAAUACAUAUUUUUGGGGAAUCGCUAUUAAUGUUGUGUAUGAUAUUUUAAUAAAGUCCAUUGUGUGUGUUCGUAUA
Molecule: messenger RNA, 626 nt
Organism: Mercurialis annua (annual mercury)
Lineage: Eukaryota; Viridiplantae; Streptophyta; Magnoliopsida; Malpighiales; Euphorbiaceae
Product: MLP-like protein 34
Exons: 2
Coding region: 2-418 (138 amino acids)
Biological process (GO): defense response
Source: RefSeq, a predicted model, not a curated record